ACUCCAUUUCCCGGGGAGCCCCGCGGCCGGCACAGCGGCGCUCCGGAGCAGGACAAUUUCCUUCAAUAGUGCCAAAGGAAAGAGGAUGAAACAAGAAAACGCUGCCAAGGAAAGAGUCCUCAUCACCGGAGGAGGCGGCUAUUUUGGCUUCCGUUUAGGUUGUGCCCUAUACCAAAAGGGAGUUGAUGUGAUUCUCUUUGAUGUCGUGAAGCCACGUCAAACCGUGCCAGAGGGAAUAAAGUUCAUGCAAGGGGAUGUCUGUUGCCUGUCUGAAGUGGAAGGGGCUCUCAGAGAUGUAAUCUGCGUAUUCCAUAUCGCUUCCUAUGGAAUGUCUGGCAGGGAGCAGCUGAACCGAAAACUCAUUGAAGAUGUUAAUGUGAAAGGAACGGAAAAUGUCAUCCAAGCCUGCAAGAGCACAGGAGUGUCAGGUCUGGUUUAUACAAGUACAUAUAACGUGAUAUUUGGAGGCCAGAUUAUAGAAAAUGGGGACGAAUCUCUGCCUUACCUACCUCUUCACCUUCAUCCAGAUCACUACUCCCGGACCAAAUCUUUAGCUGAAAUGAAGGUGCUGGAGGCAAAUGGUGCUGAGCUUGGAAAUGGGAAAGGGGUGUUAAGGACUUGUGCUCUCCGGCCAGCAGGUAUCUAUGGGCCUGGGGAACAAAGGCAUCUUCCAAGAAUAGUGAGUUACAUUGAAAGGGGACUGUUUAAAUUUGUAUACGGAGAUCCUCUUAGUUUAGUAGAAUUUGUACAUGUAGACAAUCUAGUUCAGGCUCAUAUCCUUGCCUCUGAGGCCCUCAAAGCCAACAAAAAGCACAUAGCUGCGGGCCAAGCCUAUUUUAUUUCAGAUGGCAGGCCUGUAAAUAACUUUGAAUUUUUCCGACCUUUAGUAGAAGGUUUGGGUUACAAGUUCCCAACCUGUCGUCUCCCUCUCUCCCUUGUCUAUUUUUUUGCAUUCCUUACUGAAGUAGUUCAUUUUCUUGUAGGUCACAUUUAUAACUUUCAGCCUCUCCUCACUCGCACGGAGGUUUACAAAACUGGCGUCACACAUUAUUUUAGCAUGGAGAAGGCCAGAAAAGAGCUGGGGUAUGAGCCUCAGCAGUACAGCCUGAAUGAAGUGGUUGAGUGGUUUAGAUCUCAGGGACGUGGACCAAAGCCGAGAAAAUACACAGUUGUGCAUCUUAUUAGGGAUGGAGGAUUCCUCCUGCUGCUGAUUGCUGUGAUAGUCUCGUGGUUUCCAUCUGCAGUUACAUUUACAGCCUGAAAGGUGAAACGCUGAGUAUGGAGGAGAGAAUUUACUUAUGUUCUCUCAGUACUCUGUCUUGAGGUAAUUAAAAAAAUUAAUUUAAAAAAAGAAAACCAAGAAAAUACACGUUUGUGUCAUUCGGGUAAAUAACAGACCCGAGGAACAAAACUGCUGAGUAAAAAGGUGUCAUUUUUAUACAUAGUUCUUCUUCAAAGUAAAUUUGAUCAGAUCAUGAACAAGAUGAAGCUCAGUGUUACUGCAAACAGCAUUUUAUUCUUAGGUACAACACCACACUACAGUGAAUGGAACAAAUAUCUUUAGGCUGACCCUUCUUCCCCCUGAUGGGAUUAUACUCUCAAUCCCUGCCCUUUAUUCCUAAAGAGCUUGUGCUACAUGAUCCAGAGGAGAAUAAACUUAUUCUUUGAUCGCAUUCCAAAACCAAAUUCUGUUUUCCAGCUUGGAUGUAUAUAUGACUAACCAUGAUUAACUGAUAAACUGCUAGACAAUAAAUAAAUUCCUUUUUUAAUGAA
Columba livia (rock pigeon) is the source of this 1773-nucleotide messenger RNA. It is a transcript of the gene SDR42E1, whose product is annotated as short chain dehydrogenase/reductase family 42E, member 1. The coding region runs from base 86 to 1261 and encodes 391 amino acids. Lineage: Eukaryota; Metazoa; Chordata; Aves; Columbiformes; Columbidae. Gene Ontology annotation, molecular function: 3-beta-hydroxy-Delta5-steroid dehydrogenase (NAD+) activity. The record is from RefSeq and is a predicted model, not a curated record. Gene Ontology annotation, biological process: steroid biosynthetic process. The transcript has 3 exons.